Messenger RNA from Enterobius vermicularis (human pinworm), 2931 nucleotides. NCBI's taxonomy places the organism in Eukaryota, Metazoa, Nematoda, Chromadorea, Rhabditida, Oxyuridae. The record is from the annotation of a GenBank genome assembly.
UUGUCAAACAUAGAUCAUUAUUCCUUCAGCUCUUGUAAGUCACUGUUUACUUUAAGGGCUCUUGGAGUACCUCAUCAGCAAAAAGUUUUUGUGAAAAAUCCAACUGCAUCAACGGUUCGUUUUGAUGCUAUUUCUGGAUCAACAAUACAUUUUCACUGUUCUUUUCCUGAACAUAAAGUAAUUUUUCGUACAAGGUCUCGAAUUCAUUUUAAGUUACGAGGCAUUGGAUCAGGCAACCCAUACAGGCUGCGUCCGUUGGUAGGUGCUCGGGUUCCAUUAAAUGGUACAUUUGUAUCUGCAGUUCGGCUGUAUAACCCCCACUCUACUACACUGCACGUUAAAGAGAUGUACACGAGUGGGGGUGAUGUCCAUUUAGAACUUCCAGACACUGCUCCUGAUAAAGUUCAUGACAGUUCAUUAUGGGAAAUAGCUCCUUAUCAAACUAAAGUCAUUAUGAACGCAAAAGUGUUAGCUGCAAGGGAACGGAAUGCAACAGCCUAUAUUAAAAUAAAGACUGCUUUAAAGAAGCGAAGAAACGUUACAGGGAGCGAAGGGAUGAUCAGAAUUAUGGAAGAGAAGUCGGAGGACACUUUGAUUGUUCCAGUUGAAGUAUUGAUAAAGCGUGGGCUGUUUUCUACUUCUGAUAUUUUGGACUUUGGCCUAGUUAGAAUUGGAGAGCGUAGUGGUCAGUUAAUGUUGGAAGUUGUGUCUACGCUUGAAAAAGGUCUUGAAAUAGAGUCCUUGUAUGUUGCGGAGAAAGGUACUGAUGACCCAAGUGGUAUUUAUAUGGAAUUUGCUUCAAAACCGCCAAUCGCUGUUAAAUGUGGAGCAAGACAACAGCCUGGUUUGCCUUUUGUAGUUUAUGAGAUUACUGCAUUUUCAGCAAAGGGUAAGAUAACGGCUGAGAGUCGAAGUGGGAAUUACAACAUCUCAGUCCCUUAUGUAUUAAACUGUGUCAAGAAGCUCAGUCAUUUCGUCACUUUAAAGAACACGCUUCCAUUUGGCGUUACCGUUUGGAAUGUUACUGUUGAUGACCGGGUAACUUUAUUGCCGGGUGAAUCAAGGCCUGCUUUUUGGUUGAGAUACUUGAAAAAGCAGCCUGACGGGUUUACAGCAUAUGUGACGCUACGGACUAAUGUAACGACGUUUCAUGUUCCACUGUCAGUGCAUAACGUCUAUUUUACUUUAAAUACACAUUCUGCCGCAAUUAUUUCGUUCGUUUAUCCUCGAAUAACGUUUCAGCUCUACAGCACUUUCAAGCGGAAUAUGCAUGUUCUUAGGAUCUCGACUCUUUCACGAGAUCCAAGGAUGCAUUUUGAGGUUCUUGAUGGCGACCAAACACCAAUUCUUAAAAGCAACCAAGUGUCCUAUCUUGGUCGAGCACAGUUUAGACCGAAUGCGACUUGUGGUGAAAAUAAUUGUUAUUUAGGCAUCAAUUUAAAUUCGGGAGAAGGUCAGUGGUUUACAUAUGGUAUGAAACUCCCACAAAAUUUAGCAGAAAUUGACACUUAUCUUUAUAAGAGGCUGAGGAAGCGUUGGUUUGCAAUGCGAGCUCAAGGGAGGCAUAUCAUCAAUGAAACAAUUAUUGUGGAUACCAAUGAGCACAUACCGAUUCCCGUUACUGGCGAGCUGAUUUGGCCGAGACUUCUCACACGUUCCGUAGUUCAUUUUCCAUUAACAGCCGUCGGAAACUUCACAAUCAUGAAUCUGACGUUGCAAAAUCCGGCUUCAACGUCUGUGGUUGUUCAACUCUUACCUUUAGUUAUAUAUCCAGAUGCCGACAACUUGGUUGAAUUUUUCCGCGAUAACCUUGACUCGCCUCUAACUGAGCCAAUUGAAAUGAAUGAAACUUUGAUGUUUUCCCUAAGGGACACAGAGUUGUUCACAUUGAAAUCGGACAGUCCUGUUCCUAUGCUGCGUGAACAGCUACAGGAGAUUUGCAGAGAACUUAGGUUCACGUUGUCGAUGCUUCUUCGUCCAGGUAUGAAAGUAAGGAUACGUGUUGGUUUUCUACCGAAUGAUUAUACGUUGAGGUCGUCGUUACUGUUAAUUAGGAACAAUUUGACUGUGAUAGAACCUGUCGUUUUAUAUGGUAAGGGAUCGCGUGUCGAUAUGCAGGUGGACGGUCAGUCGGCUAGGUCUGGGAAGCCGCUAACUUUUGAAAUUUUGAAACAUCAUCUUGCUGACUGCCACAACCCAAAGCGUUUGGUGCAUAAGCUGAAUACAACACUUACUGUGAAGCGUUCUUUCACUGUAGUCAACACUGGUGAAGUAACCUUUACGGUUGUUAAUAUGAGCAUUAACUACAUUCCUUGCGAAAAUCGAGGAUUUCGUAUCCUCAACUGUCAUCCAUUUCGCUUAGCUCCAAAUGAAACUUAUAUUCUAGAUAUCGCAUAUACUCCAGAUUUCUUAAUGACAUGGAAUGAAGCAGCUUUACAGUUUUUUAUGCAUAUGAACAGCACUUCUUGGAUGUUCCUUCUGGGGGCUUCAAUUCCAUUUGACAUGCUCGCUAAGUGUCACUCAGCGCUCCCGAGACCAAAUGUGGAGUGGCUGAUUUACUACUUUUCGUGUAAUUUUUCACGAGGUACAUUAUGCUUAUGUUUUCUUGCUUCGGUGUGUGUUUGGGCAUGGUCUUACUUGGAAGGUGAACGGGCAGUGGAAGAAGCUAUACGGCAGCAGUAUGCUCAAGCGCCUAAAGUUUUUGAUCUAAAUGCAGUUGAGGCAAAUGUUAAAGCCAAAAAUGAUAAUCCGGAAAUUCCAAGGCAACAGUAUACGCUGACUUAUUCUGAUGAUGCAAACUUUUUCUCGAAACUUUUCUGGGAGGCUGCUCAGGGCGUUUUGUGGUUAUUUUCGAAAUUUUGGUGGUUCCAUCGCGUGAAGGUUUCUUUUCUUAUUUUAUUAAUUGUUCCCCUUCACGCAGUCUUCAUCUGA